AGUAAGGUUAAGUAGUAUAAGUCUAUCGUCUAUGCAUAUUUUGUCACUGGGUAUAAUAAUCUAAGACCGUGUUGGGUACUAUUCAUACUCAACAUGUGGCUACACUGGAACACCGUUUUUAGCACUCUGAGAAGUGUCGAAACGAUAUUAUCUCCCUAACAAACUUGGAACAUCGAUCGAUGUUUUUUAUACGGGUUUUGAUUUUCUGUGUUGUGUUUAUUUCUUCUUUUGUUAUUUGUUGUCCUAUAGUCUAUACCCCUAUCGGCCCUAUCCGAAAAUUGAUUUCGAUAAAAGCAAUAUAAUUAUCGCAUUAUCGAUAGUCAACAUUAAAUGUGAAAUAUCCGAAUUUUGGAGGCAAAUUUCAAGUACAAAUACAUUAUGAAUCGGAGUAAUAAAAUAUCAAUUGAAUUAAAUCCAUUUUUGCAAUCGACAUCACAAAUCCAGUCCGGGACAUCAAACAAUGGCAAAAAAAAAAAAAACAAACGUCCUUAUACUAAAAUAGUGCCGGACCGUUCUAACGUUGAAACUGUCAGUUAUCAAAAAUUAGUUGUACCAAAGCGUAUGCAUAGUCCUUACUGGAAAUAUUUUGGUUUUCCUGCCUCAGAGAAUGGCAAUAUAAUUACCCAAGAUCGAAUUAUAUGCAUACUUUGUAAAAAGCAGUUUGCUUACAAAAGUAAUACUACCAACUUAAGAGUACACUUACAAAGCAGGCAUAAGACUGAAUUAGUGGUACUGGAAAUGGGAUCAUCAAAAGAUGGAAGUCCAAAAAAAAGACAUGGCAAAAAUGAACUAAUGUUAUUAGCUACAUCUGAAGGCCAAGUGGAUGUUAAUAGGUCAAGCUGCAGGAUAAAACAUCAGGAUGUGUAUAUACAAGGGGAAAUUAAUGAACAAUUUGUGGGGGAACACGUUGCCAAUAUCCAAGAACAAACUCCUCAGAUGUCAGUUAUUUUUCAAGAAAUUGAUAAUUCAUCGAAUGAUGUUGUAUCGGAUGCUAUUACUGAUUUUGUUAUAACUGAUCUCCAUUUACCAGAUAUUGUAGAAGGCAGAGGCUUUCAACGUCUUAUUGCUACAUUGAGGUCCCCAUGUGAAAUUCCAGGAAAAUAUAAAUUAGAACAGUGCAUAAUACCAAGAAUUUAUGAAUCUACCAGAUCUGCUGUUCUUAAUAGCAUUGCAAACAGUUGUAGCACUUUUGCUUUAGGUAUAGAAGAAUGGAAAUGUUCUAGCUUAAAUAUUUAUAUUACAAUAAGCGUAUUUUUUCAACAGUUGGAUAACGAAGGUCUGAGUAUUAAGCAACUAGCCACAAUUUUAUGUAAUCCUAAUAGAACUGCUAAUGAAUGGUGUGGAAUUUUGGGAUCCUUGUUUUUAAAUUGGAGUAUUAAUAUUGAACAAGUAAAAACAGUCAUCAAAGCAUUUUCAAACGAUAAUUUAGAUGCAGCAUUACGAACUCAAGGUUUCGUUCUGAUACCUUGCCUAAUUUAUGAAUUACAAAAUUUAUGUACCAAAAAUUGUUUUGAAACUGCAGAAGUAUUAAAUGUUUUAACAAAAUGUAGAACAGUUUCUGCUAAAUUACAUCACCAUAAUGCUUUGACAUCUGUAACAGUUCAGGAUAAUGUUGUUCAAGUAUUUAAUUCAUUUCUCAGUCGAGAGUACCCACAAAUUUGGACAACCACAUAUCACUAUUUAGAACGUUUUGUUCAACGAAAAGAAACCAUAAAAACUUUAUGCAACACAUUGGAUAUUGGAUUUUUUCCCCAUGAGUUAUUAACUGAUAAAGAUUGGUCAGUUAUUGAAGAUAUUGUUACAACUCUCGAGCCUUUAAAAGUCACUGUUACUACUCUUAGUGAAGAAAAGAUACCAUUGAUAUCAUUAUUGAAACCUUUGAUUAAUCAACUAACCAGCUAUCAUUUGAAAGUUAAACCCAGUGAUUCAAAUCUUGCUGCUGGUUUAAAGAAUACAUUUGCCAAUGAACUUCACUGGAAGUACAAUAAUAUUGAUGUACAAACAUUUUUACACAUAGCAACAUUAUUAGAUCCGAGAUUCAAAGAUUUUCCUAUGACUGAAGGUGAAGAACAUCUUCCAACAAUUAAACAGGAACUUGUAAAAAUGGUUGAAAUUGAAGGUUCUGUGACUUAUGAUACUAAAUCGAAUGUGACAGAAGUUGACACUAAUGUACCUAAAAAACCUAGAGUAUCAGGUAUUGGAUUUUUACUUGGAAGUGUUGCUAAUGUAAAAAGUUCUCCCAUUGUCAAUAAACAUAAUAUGUCACUUGAAGAUCGACUUAAUUUAGAAAUUGCUCAGUAUGAAUCUGAACCAACUCCUUGUCUUGAAGAGUGUCCACUUUUAUGGUGGUCUCGAAUGUCAUCAAAAUGUCAAAAUCUAAUAAGGCUGGCAAGAAAACACUUUGUGUAUGCUCUUAGUGGAUCAUCUAGUAAACUUCCACUUGAGCUACAAACACUGUAUUAUAUAAAAAGAUCACAAAUAAAUCAAGAACUAGUAGAUAAAAUGAUGUUUAUUAAUGCAAAUACUGUAGAAAAUAAUUGAUCUUAAAAAAAUUAAUUUGUUCACUAACCUAAUUUCCCUCUAACAUUUAAAAGUAAAUAAUGUACAUCAUUUUAAUUUUAAAAUAUAUUUUUAUUGCUGUUUAGGUUUUUUUUUUUAUAUAAUUUAACUAUGUCUGCAUGAGUGAUAGUUUUGACUACAUUUCAUUCAACAAUAACUGAAUAUUCUGACUAUUUUUAAGUUACAUGAGUUAAAUUUAAAUUAUUUUAUAUACUUAUGCUACUAUGAUAUUGUUAUAAGCAAUCAAUAAAUAUUGCUCUUUCUAUUUCAAAUUUUUUGCAAAAUAGAUAUAACGUAGUUUUGAAAUAACUAAUAAGUUGUAUUUAUUUAUAAAUGUUUAUGUCUUAUAAUUAAGUUGAUGGAUGGAUAUUUUAUAAUUAUACAAAUAAUUUAAUCAUGAGUAUUUUAAUUUGUAAACCAGUACAAUAUGAUCUUUCAUCUUUUUGGCUAAGUUCUUAGUGAAUUAUUGAGGAACUAGACAGAAAUAAUAUCUAAAUUCGAACCGAAAUAUACAAUUAAAAGUUUAACAGAGUACAAACUAACUUCUAAUCAAUAUUUUUCUUCUUAUAAAUUUAUAAAUAUAUAUUUAUUAAUUUAUAUUUUUUAUUGUUUUAUUAGUGUUUCAUCAAACUUAUUUACACAAAUUAUAGAGGAUGCAAUUUUUAAGGAUUUGACAUAAUAUUGGUUUUGUAUUUUAUUAUUUUUUCUUUAUGUGAUGUUAAAUAGCUUUGAGUUAAUAUUAAGGGAAAUUGUUAUGACGUCAUACUCUCUAAAAAAACUUGUAUUGUGAAAUUUAGAUUUUAAGAUUAUCCUAGAGCAUAAAAAAAGACUUAUGUGAAAGCAUUUUUGUAUU
Messenger RNA from Myzus persicae (green peach aphid), 3412 nucleotides. RefSeq names its product zinc finger BED domain-containing protein 1-like. Bases 379 to 2541 code for a protein of 720 amino acids. The transcript has 7 exons. The record is from RefSeq and is a predicted model, not a curated record. Lineage: Eukaryota; Metazoa; Arthropoda; Insecta; Hemiptera; Aphididae. Gene Ontology annotation, molecular function: DNA binding.